AUGUCGGAUCCAAAGAUUUUCAAAGCUGAGAUAGUCUUUAUAAAGGACUCGGUGGAGGGAGGAGCAGGAAACAUGAUCCAAGCGGAGACAAAGCUUGAACCUCCUCUGGACUACAUGAACCUCUCUCAAACCUCGACUCCAGUCGGUGCUCAGUCUGAAAAUACACCGAAACACGUCGCCGACUGGACGGCUUCCAUGGAAACAGCUGUUGAUAAACAUGGGGGUAUUUCCCAAUGGCCGUGUCAGGGUACCUCUGGACGUACUGAGGUUAGCUCGGGUUUCUUUUCUAACACAGCAUCUGUGUAUGAAGACAGAAUAAGUCCCACAAACUCUGCAGACCUGUUCCCUACCCCGGCUUCAUCUAGAGAGUCCAUCCUCUCUGAGGGCUGGGACAAAGAGAAGAGCUGGUCUGCUGCUUCCCCUUGCUCCUCUGUCCGCUCUGGUGUCUUCUCCCCUGCUGUGAUUCAGGUCAAACAGCACUUUCUCGCUCCCGGCUCUAGUCUGGUUAACAUCCCUCAAACCUGUUUCUCAUCCUGUGAGAGCCUGUCCUCCUCUGUCUGUCCCCAGUACCCUCCUCCCCGGCACCGGCCUCCUCUUACCAGACUCUCCCUCCUCACGGCAAUCCUGAGAAAAGGUCGCCUUCCUGUUCUGUCCCCUUCUCUGCAGAGGCCCUACACGCCCUGCUGGCCUGUUAACCCUGUGACCCUGUCUUUCUGUAACGCCUGCUCAGCAGCCUCCAGUGUGGCCUCAAUUCCCCUGGAGUAUUCUUCCAGGUUCUCCUCAUCAGCAUCUAUAGAUAGUCAGAACCAUGUUCACAGGGAGCCCAGUAGAUGCAUCACUGCUCCUCCAACUGUGCGGCCAAAUGACCACAGCAGAACCUGUCCUGUGACAAGAUGCUCAGAUCAGAUUCACUCAAACAGUUUGCAGAGAGUGGAGCGGGUGAAGAGCUACAUACUACCCCGAGUUCCACUGCCUCUGCUUUGCUCAAAACUUUCACCAAACCAUGAAAAGGAAAUAUCUGAUUGUGCAACUUUCAAAAAAGUGCAACACUCUCACAUGUCAGUUUCCAAGCCAGAGUCCCCUGAGCUGAAGCCCAGCAACUCUCACAUGUACCUCAAGGGCCAUAUGGAUAAUAACUUUAAAAAACUCAUAUCGCCAUCCUCUAAACCUGUAAAUGACCAAGAGACCUCUGUGCCCCAGAAAGGGAGUCGCUCACCAAAUUCAUCUCUAUCAAAGCUUCACUGGCUUUCUCAACAGCUACGAUCACCCUCUCCCUGCCCUACUCCGCUUCGGCCUUCUAAAUCACGCUCCCUCACUCCCACAGUAUUCCCCGUGCGCACAGACACAGCAUCACCUCUCCCUCCUUUACAAAAUGCCACAGGCAGGUGUGAGUCAGAGAGGAGUCACUACGAUUCCCAGAGAAGUGACACAACGUCAUCACAGGCUUUUCACAAGGCUCACUGUCUGUCUCCUUCCCGCUACACACCCAUCACUUUUCCUGGAUGGUCGUCCCCCAUCACCACCCCCACACCUAUGUCCUCUCCAGCUUUGCCAUUCAGAGACUUCACCCCAUCCCCUUCUCUCUCCCUGCGCUCCACGCCCUCUCCAAGGCCGGGGGGUGGAAUAUCAGACUACAGUGACAGGGAGGGUAAAAAAAGAAAGCCACACAAGAUUAAGUUAAGCUACAAAUCCCUCGCUGCCAUUCCCACAAACACCCUUCUGUUGGAUCAGCAGGCGAUAGACGAGCAGGUGGAGAGAGAAGAGAGUCCGUGUGACCUACUGGACAGAGGUGUUGACACCCACGCUGAGAUGUGCUCACCCGCUCAGCUCCGGCAACAGUCAGAGGAACUUUAUGCGACUAUUGAUGAAAUAUUGGCAAAUUCCAUUCCAGCAAGCAAAUCAUCACCCCAGACCUCCAGAUCAUCGACACCUGCAGGUGUACAGAACCACUCAUCAUUUCCAAGAUCCUUGGGACGUGAAACCAAAUAUGCAUCUUUAUGCAGCUUGCAACCAUCUGCUGGCAUUGACAAAAAGCUGAUGGAUCAUAAAAAGACAAAGCCCGGGGUUAUUCGCCCGAUGACAGCCAUUCCAAGACUGAGAGUGGAAGAUGAAGAAGAGUUUCAUCCCAACCCCUUCAGG
Scomber scombrus (Atlantic mackerel) is the source of this 2139-nucleotide messenger RNA. It is a transcript of the gene mlip, whose product is annotated as muscular LMNA-interacting protein. The record is from RefSeq and is a predicted model, not a curated record. NCBI's taxonomy places the organism in Eukaryota, Metazoa, Chordata, Actinopteri, Scombriformes, Scombridae. Gene Ontology annotation, molecular function: lamin binding; transcription corepressor activity. The annotation marks the transcript as partial. Gene Ontology annotation, biological process: negative regulation of transcription by RNA polymerase II. Gene Ontology annotation, cellular component: PML body; nuclear envelope; sarcolemma. The transcript is spliced from 9 exons.